Molecule: messenger RNA, 1984 nt
Organism: Gorilla gorilla gorilla (western lowland gorilla)
Lineage: Eukaryota; Metazoa; Chordata; Mammalia; Primates; Hominidae
Gene: NRIP2
Product: nuclear receptor interacting protein 2
Exons: 6
Coding region: 55-900 (281 amino acids)
Biological process (GO): proteolysis
Molecular function (GO): aspartic-type endopeptidase activity
Source: RefSeq, a predicted model, not a curated record
UCACUCCCUCUACAGCAAUCUCGGGAAAUUGGAGACUGACGCGGCUGCUCCUGCAUGUUAUUUAUUUUUCCUCUUUCCCUCCUGUGGAGACCCUCCUAUUGGAAAGAGAGCUGCAGCACGGGACGGAGACAGGCAGGAAGAAGCAGAGAGGACUCGGUGACGCCCCCACCGAGCAGCCCCUGGCCCACUCCUCCAGCAGGGGCCAUGAGCACCAAGCAGGAAGCCAGGAGAGAUGAGGCAGAAGCCAGGACGAGAGGGCAGGAGGCACAGCUUCAAGACCAAGCCCACCUGAGCCAGCAGCGCCGGCUCAAACAGGCCACCCAGUUCCUGCACAAGGACUCGGCCGACCUGCUCCCGCUGGACAGCCUCAAGAGGCUCGGCACCUCCAAGGACUUGCAGCCGCGCAGUGUGAUCCAAAGACGCCUCGUGGAGGGAAACCCGAACUGGCUUCAGGGGGAGCCUCCCCGGAUGCAGGCCCUGAUUCAUGGCCAGGAGAGCAGGAGGAAGACCAGCAAGACAGAGAUUCCAGCUCUUCUGGUCAACUGCAAGUGCCAGGACCAGCUGCUUAGAGUGGCCGUUGACACAGGCACCCAAUACAAUCGGAUCUCUGCUGGAUGUCUCAGCCGCCUGGGGUUAGAGAAAAGGGUCCUAAAAGCCUCAGCUGGGGACCUGGCCCCUGGGCCCCCAACCCAGGUGGAGCAGUUGGAGCUACAGCUGGGGCAGGAGACUGUGGUGUGCUCGGCACAGGUGGUGGAUGCUGAGAGUCCUGAAUUCUGCCUGGGCCUGCAGACUCUGCUUUCUCUCAAGUGCUGCAUCGACCUGGAGCACGGAGUGCUGCGGCUGAAAGCCCCGUUCUCAGAGUUACCCUUCCUGCCUUUGUACCAAGAGCCUGGCCAGUGACUGCUGUCUCAGUCAGUCCCCAGAGGGAAAGACCUUGCCUUAGAAGAAGAGGCGUGUGGGGAACGGGGGCUCUUGAAGCCAGGUAGCUGGGGACUACGGUGUCUGCCCUUCCAAUCACCUCCCCGACCCCUGCUGUCCCAUUUUCCCCAGCUGGCCGCAUUCCUCUCUGCUUCUCAGCAGCUGUCCUACUCCCCAGGACGAGUUUUCACUAGAGGGCCCACGAUGCCAGGAUUCUGAUUCGUCUUCCUCCCAAGAAAAGCAAAGCCAAAUCAGGACCACAGACAGGAACCUAAGCACAAUGGGGUGCCUGCUUGGGCUGGGUCGAAGGCUCUGCUGACUGCUGUCCUUGUCCAUCACCCAAUACCACCCCAAACACAACUCAACUUCCCAUACCACCAUGUCUCUCACCACACCUUCUGGGGCUCAUUGUCUCCCACAACUAGACCGCCAUGCCUCACCAACCUAUGUCCCUGGACCUCCUGGUGUCUGCCUCUCGGAGUCUGUGCACAUCUGCUCACAGUUGAGUGGGGAAAGAAACAGCCAAAAUUCAAUACAACAAAGAGCGGGAGUUAGUAUAGGAAUGUCCAUCUCAUAAGGCUGAGAGCUGUUUUUUCCUGUGGCUGCAAACGUCUGAAGCCAGUUAUUGUGUGAUUACCCUGUGCAAAACCUUGGACAUACUUCUGCUAUUAAUGCUAUAGGUAUUUAUCCGUUUCCACUGGCUUUUUGUACCCACCGAGCCCCUGAGCCUUGUGUGUGUGUGUGUGGAAGAGCCUUGUAGAGAACUGCUCCUGUGAGGCAGACAGGACAGUGAAGUUGUCACCACUCAGACUUCACCUACUCAGCAUUCUUUCUGAUUUCUAGAACUAUCCACCUCAUUAGGCCUUCUUCCUAUCCCCAUCUCUGGUCUCUUGAGCUUAAGCUUGCGUUGUCCUGGAAUCAGUGGCUUUCUAACCCCCUGCCAGCCUUUGCCAAAGCAAAAAGACAGAGGCUUUUUUUUUUUUUUUAAAGUUUGGGGUCUGUCAGGAGACAGAGGCUUUUUUGAAUUCACUGUGAAGAGAAGAACCCGAACCUUAAGACGCCAGAC